CGCGGUCUAGUUUGUGACCACAACCACAAACACAAACCCCGCUGUUAAUUGAGUGUCCGAGGGAGGCUCCUAUUUCCAUUACUGGGUUGGUUUGUUGUCAGGGAAUCUCCUUGUAAUUUCCUCUUGUUGUUCCAAACAUGGCCGCUCUCAUCAUAUAUUGCAACCUUUUGCUCUUCAAAAGUUGAUGAAACCAAACCAAACCCAUCCUUGUCAUCGCAGACACUCUGUUUCUUGCCCAGGAAACUUGGGAGACUUGUCUAUUCUUCUCUAAUUGAGAGAAGAAACCCGUCUCGAAUCUCCCAAAAUUACUCCUCUUUCCUUUGAUUUUCCUUCAUUUUCUUGACCUAGGAAAAAAUGAAGAAACACCCAAAGUUGUUUACAAUGAAAUCAGAGGACAAAAAGCUAGAGCUCAGGCUUGGUCCUCCUGGAGAUUACAACACCACCAACACAACAACAAAUGGAGCCAAAGCAGUAGUAGUUCUUGAGGAGAAAACAGAGAGAAACAGCUCUUCUUAUAUUCCGUACCCAUUGACGACCCAGAUGGGGCCUUUUAUGGGACUGGAUUCAGUGGUGGAGUUGCAGUGCUCAGAUAACAAGGCAGUUGCAGUAUCUGCAAGUCCUGCUAGUGCAGAGACUCUGACAAAUAGUUCUCAUAAAAGAACUGCAGCUGCUCCUAUUGUGGGUUGGCCACCGGUUCGCUCAUUCAGGAAGAAACUCACAGACAACUAUGCAUCGAAACUGGACUCCGAGUCACCAAAGAAAAUUGCAGAGAAUGUGAAUGGCAAAGACUCUGAAAGUCAGAAGAAACAACACUUGUUUGUGAAGAUCAAUAUGGAAGGUGUCCCAAUUGGAAGAAAAGUGGAUCUGAAAGCCUACGAUAGCUAUGAGAAGCUCUCAGUUGCUAUAGAUGAACUCUUCAGAGGUCUCCUUGCAGCUCAAGGAGAUUCAUGUGCUGCUGGAAGUGAAAUCGAAGCGGAUGAAUCGAAAGGAAUUGCAGGUUCAGGGAGUGGGAAAAAUGGAGAAUACACUCUAGUUUAUGAGGAUUAUGAAGGUGACAGAAUACUUGUUGGGGAUGUACCGUGGCACAUGUUUGUGUCAACGGUGAAGAGACUGCGUGUGUUGAAGAGCUCAGAACUUUCCGCUCUUCCAAAUAACAAGGGAGAGGAAGAAAAGACAGCACUUUGAUUCUGCAGUGGAGGAAUGCAAGAUCAAUCAACUAUUAUGGGCACAAAUAUCAGAUCAAGCCUGGCUUUUGUUUUUCUUUUCACAAUUUGCUUGCCUUUGCAUCUAAGCAAUUGUGACAUGUAAUUGAAUUAGUGCUUGUGUUUGGUGGAGAGGGAUUUGUUGGGUUUUGAAGUAAGUGAUAAGUGGUAUGUGAUGUAUGUAUUUCAUAUCAGUUGGCUUUUAUCUGUAUCUUGUAAUUGGUUGUACAUGAAAUGCUUAUGUGUUGAAAUUGGUUGUGUAUAUACAUGAAAUUCUUUUGUUGGGUCUA
Tripterygium wilfordii is the source of this 1492-nucleotide messenger RNA. Its product is annotated as auxin-responsive protein IAA2-like. The record is from RefSeq and is a predicted model, not a curated record. Gene Ontology annotation, biological process: regulation of DNA-templated transcription. Gene Ontology annotation, cellular component: nucleus. Lineage: Eukaryota; Viridiplantae; Streptophyta; Magnoliopsida; Celastrales; Celastraceae. Bases 355 to 1185 code for a protein of 276 amino acids. The transcript is spliced from 5 exons. Gene Ontology annotation, molecular function: protein binding.